Lineus longissimus is the source of this 3072-nucleotide messenger RNA. RefSeq lists its product as uncharacterized. The record is from RefSeq and is a predicted model, not a curated record. NCBI's taxonomy places the organism in Eukaryota, Metazoa, Nemertea, Pilidiophora, Heteronemertea, Lineidae. The transcript has a single exon. The coding region runs from base 1 to 3072 and encodes 1023 amino acids.
AUGAGCAAACCCAAGGGAGAACCAGGAGUCGAACCAAAAGAACUCGUGCAGACAAUGAAACAACAGAGGACGAACAAACGACGCAACUUCACACGGUUAGUGAACAGGAUUUCCGAUAUCCUUUCUGAAGACCACCCGACACUGGAACAGAUAGUGAAUGUUCAAACGAUUUUGGCAGUUCACGAGGAGAAUUUUUCGGAUAUCAAGGAGCUGAAUAAGAAUAUCGAAUUUAAUCUUGUUAGUAUCGACGAAGGUGAUGCUGCUAGAGAUGCCGAGGACGCUUGUGAAAAGUCCGUCGAUAAUCAGAUGAAUAUCGUUAAAGCCAAGAACUUUUUAGCUAAAUUCAAGUCAACAAUGGAUAACCCAGUAGUACCAGUGCCAAAAGGUCCAGUGACUACUUCAAAGUUACCAAAAUUAACGCUUCCGACUUUCAAUGGUUACCUUACUGAUUGGCUGCCAUUCUGGGAACGAUACACAGCGGAAAUCGACAAAAAUUCGAACAUUUCUGAUAUAAAUCGUUUUGAUUACCUAUACGGUUUGUUAGAAGGUGAAGCUUUGGACUCUGUUCGAUCACUCAUACCCUCAGCAGCGAAUUACGUGAUUCUCAAGAAAACAUUGCUAGAAACCUUCGGAAAAGACCGAAAAAUCAUUCGUGCGCACGUGUUGCGACUGUUUCAUUUGAGGAACCCAAACAUGUCCGGAGCUGCACUUCGCUCGUUUUAUAAUCAAGUAAUGACGGACCUGCGGAGUUUGGAAGCACUAAACAUUGACGUUGAUAGAGCAGCUGGAAUAAUUGUACCUAUUCUCGAGGAAAAACUACCUGCUGUUAUUCGGGGAAACAUGGCUGAUCUUGACAGAACAGAUGUGUACAAUCUUAAGACAUUCACAGACGGGUUAAAGCGCCAGGGCGAACGUUAUGAAACACAGACUGAGGAUAUUGAUAUUACAGAGAGGAUAACUGUUGAAAUCUGUCAAAAGCUACCAAAUUCAUCUGUAGGUGCAUUUAUGGCACACACUAGUAACUGCGAAAUUUGUGGUUCACCGAAACACCAACCAGAAAAAUGUAAUAUUUCUGCAAAACAGAAACGUGAUUUGGUGUUUGCAAAAGGUCUAUGCCGAUUGUGUUUGUUGCCAGGACACUUUUCUAGGAAAUGUACAAGUUCGCUACAGUGUUCAUCUUGCUGUGGACUACAUCAUACGUCACUGCAUGGAAUCGAUUUCGGAAAUCGUUCACGGUAUCGUGCUCAGUCAAGAAAACGGUAUAAUCGUGGGAAUAGAAAUUCGAUCACGGAGAUUACGCAAUCGGCCCAGGAAACGCCAGGACCGACGUCGUGCUGCAGUUUGGUUCAGAAUAAAUCUACGAGUGCCGGUAUGGAUACGUUGGUGGAAAGUGAUUCAUAUGCGGAUAUUGUUACGUCAUCGAUCAUAGGUGAUAACCCAGUGUUGGUGAAAACGGCCAGGGCUAAAAUGGACUACAAUGGUACGCAGGUAGAGGUUCGAAUCUUCAUUGACGUGGGUUCAAUGUUAAGUUACAUGCGUCAGGAUGUCGCGUUAUUACUUGGCAUCCAGCCUAGGGGUUAUAUUGAUCUCGGAAUUCACGGAUUUCAGUGUUAUGCGAAGGAUCACUAUGGUUUGGCAACAGUAGGGAUAAUGACGUCUGAUGGAAUGACACGUGUUCCAUUGUUGAUCUCACGGGAGAUAGUUGCACCCAUCAGCCAACGAGGUUGGUGUAAGGCUAAGUCACUACCACACAUUCGAGGUUUGGAGUUAGCAGAUGACUUUCGUGGAGAGCCAUUUGUUGUGGAUGUGCUGAUGGUCUCUCCGUUCAUAAAGUCAAAUCUCGGUGCAUUGUUGUUAGGACCAGUUCAUAAGGAUAGGCCGAUUGUGGCAGCUGAUAUCAGACCCAUAAUGUGUUUCUGCGGAACUCAACCGGGAGAUGUGGACCUUUGUGGAGCGUUGUCCAACACGGAUUUAGACAAUCGGUUGUUGACAUAUUUUCGGUGUAGUGAAGUGGGUGUCAAUGACGUCACUGAUGACGUAGGUGGCGUAGAUGAGAACUUUAAGGCAGCAUAUAGUGAAAAGAUCGAAUUUCAGGAUGGGAAAUACUCGGUGCCUCUACCGUGGAAAGAGGACCAUGGGGAAUUGCCAUCCAAUCUACGAUUGUGCAGACGUCCUUUGGAUCAGAUUGUUGAACGUUUGCAGAAAACAGGGUUAAUGAACGCUUAUUGCAAGGUCAUAAAAGAACACAUGGAUAGAUGCUACGUAGAGGAAGUCAAGGGUAAUCCCUGGGACGAAGAACAUUCACAUUACAUGCCACAUUUUUUUGUGCUCAAAAACUCGGAAACCACGCCUGUUCGCAUUGUAUUCGCGGCGAAUACAGGGCGCGUGAGCUUGAAUGACUGUUUGAUUACCGGUCCAUGUAUGAUUCAGAACUUACACGAUCUACUGUUGUUGUUUCGGGUGUCGCGCAUUGCACUGGUGGCUGACAUUGCUCGUGCCUUCUUAUCCAUUGGUCUAUUGGAACAGGACAGGAAUUAUGUGAAAUUCUUGUGGUUUCGCGACAACGAUCCAAUCAAGGACAUCAUUGCGUACCGCUACACCACCGUAGUGUUCGGUCAUACUUCAUCGCCUUUCUCAUUGGGCAUUGUAUUAGAAAAACAUUUAGCGAAGUAUGAGUGUGAUGUUGCAAUCGAUCUGACAAGGAAGUUAUACAUGGAUAAUCUAUUGACCAGUGUUGAUCAAGAUAACGAGGCAGUCAAUUACUACUACAACGCACGCGCAAUAAUGAAACAGGGAGGUUUCAAUCUUCGCCAGUGGUUAAGCAAUUUGCCAGAACUGAAUAGAAUUCUUGAACUUGAAGGUACACAAAUGAAGGAGAAAACCGUCAGUGUUUUGGGACUCGUUUGGAAUUCAGUGACUGAUCGUCUGGGAUUUCCCAAAAAGGGACUGAUAAACACUUGCCGUGACGUCACAAAACGUCGCGUAUUGUCAGUGGCUGCUUCACAUUUUGAUCCGUUGGGACUUGUAACUCCGGUGAUAAUUAGAGCCAGACAGUUCAUAGCUCAGCAGUAG